AUGCAACAAUCUGUCACAAGUCCAGUAAGUCAUCAUGCAUUGCGUGACUACUUGUGUCCUUGAAUCUUCUUCCUAUGCUUUGUAAACACCUGUCUUAUGCGUCGAACGUUUGCUUCUCAUGAUGCAUUUCUAGUAAACUAUUUGCCUUCAUAAUGUCUCCAGGGGUUCUCUCCCACUACUCCGGGCGCAGUAAGUGGUUCCGGUCAGCGGCGGCCGAGUGAGAACGUGGAGCUGCCAAACAUUCCACAAGGUCUGCGUUUGGGAGAUCGUGUGCAGGUAUCAGGAGGGCGCUUGGGUGUCAUCCGUUAUAUUGGACCUACUGACUUUGCCAGUGGCGAAUGGGUGGGCGUUGAACUGGAUGAAGCCUCAGGCAAAAAUGAUGGCUCAGUUUCCGGCAGAAGGUAACAUUGUCUGUAGAAUUGACUAGAACGUUUAUGGUGUCAGCUCUUGAGGGUUGCCACAUGUCCCUACUUAAUUUUUUUCUAUAGGUACUUCUCCUGUAAACCCAAUCAUGGUCUCUUUUCCGCGCCCACGAAAAUAACUCCACUUAAUGGAAAGCCAUCGGGUCGGCUCCUCCGAUCGUCCGCAGGCCGCAUGUAAGUAAACAUAUUUCCCAAUUUUGUGCCUUAAAACGCCACUCAGUACAUUCACACACUUCCGUCGCUAAUCACAAGCACUACUCAUUAUAUCCGUCUUUGCGCGCUCUUUUUUUAGGGGAAGCCGUGAGUCCUUACUGUCUGCCAGUUCCAACUUCAGUUCUGUUUCUCGACCACACUUGCGUCCAGCAGCCGCGGUGAGUUUUCAGACUAACUUCUUUACUUCUGGUGGCGAACUUUCCCUCAUGGUGUUUUGCCAAUUUUAUGCUUUUCUGCCUCUGAGCGUAGGACGUCACGAGGGAAAGUGGCGAUAAAGUUCCUCAUCUCCGCAUUUCCCGCCACCAUUCUCCAACCUCUGGGCUUAUCUUUUUCGUCUAAUCUUGAUGGCUAUUUCUUUUUGUUUCUCCUUGGACUUAUCCUCCGCCGUCUUCUAAUUGUUUGUUUUCUAGCAACAGAGGAAACUCAACGCCACCCCAGGUACUCGUUCCUAUGGAGGAGCUAGUGUUCAAGCUUUGGAGGUAGGUUUUGCAGAUACUAGUAUCCGUCCGUUAGCAUUUUAUGUCCCGCAAAGUGGCGAUAGUUUGCAUGCAUUUUAUUUAUUCUCUUUAUGAUUUGUCUGGGGCUCAUUUGAAAUCCGACCAAGAAGUUUAUAACAAGCGCUCGCUGGUUUCUCAAUUGACGUUUGUUCGACGAAUACACCCAGCUAUGUUACGACUUAUUAUUAAGCACUGAGAGCGCGAGCAGAAGGUCUGCAUUUAUCUGUCUGUUCAGUUAUUACCUCAUGGUAUAAAACCUUUUUGCUGAGAUCCAACCCCGCAACCAGUUAAGAUAGCAUGGUGAUAAUGUCUUUUGUCUACUGAGGAGGCGACAGUUACAUGUUACAUCAGUGGUUUCAUGGGCAUUACCGCACAGGUUUCUGCAGUCGUUCUCUUGAGGGCCUUUUUAAUUCUCACAUAUACUCAUCCGAACGGGCACGUUGGUAGGUGGCGGAUGAUAACCAUUUCUAUCAUACUGAGUUAUCGUCCCUUCUAUCAGCAAGUAGUGGUUACCUGCCUUGUUGUCUGUUAUUGCCACGGACGCCCUCUUCUCCGGACACGUAAGCGGUCAGAAGGAGCAGGAACACCUCCCGCGUCACUUUUCUAAUCUGAAGCAAUUGCUUGUUGCCACUGAUCAUUUUAUUCCUGCAUGUGACUGUGCUGAAGUCUUUUUCGGUAUCGCCGAUGACAUUGACGCUUUUGUUCUUGCGUGUUUACUUGGGCCUUUAUUUUGAGUCCGUCAGAAUGAAUAUUGCUGCGGCAUCCGACAAAACAUUCGCCAAUUUUGGAAAGACAACGAUUACCGUAUCAAAUUCAAUCAUUCUCAAAUACGUCCGGUAUUUUGACGGCCUUUCGAGACUUCCAGGCCAGCGAGGGAUUGUACUGGGUGUCAUUUGACUCCGAAAAUCCAUGAAGACGGGAGUAGUGUCAACUGCCACACAUUUUGUUUUUAAAGUCUAUCGUCCUGUCGGUUUUGUGCAUCUUGGUCCUUUAGGCAGAACAUUCGCACCUCAUUUUGGUAGUUCUGUUCACCGGCGUUUGCAGUACAUCCAUUCUAUCAGUCUCUUCAGUGAUAUUUUUUAAUCUCUAUUCGUGUUGAUCAUCCUGCCUCUCCCCUCCUUCGAUAUGCCCUCUCACUAAGCCUUGAAUGUUAGUUUGCACUUACUCUCGACCAUCUAUCGCGCCACAGCUCCGACUGCAGACCUAAAAGGGAUGGAAUGUCUGGGCCAGUUAAAAAUAAACAGAUCUCGUGAUGUGUACACAUGAAAAAUGAAAAAAAGAGCUUCUUCGACGACACUAAACUAUGCAGAGAGCUGCAAAUAACAUGCAUUUAUUCCUUCAGACUGUUGGUCGAACUGAAAGCGCCUGUGCAAAACAAGCGGUUUGUCCUCAACCACAUAGGUAUUCUUUUUUGCCAAAGAACGUCCACAACACAAUUAACUGACUUUGCUUUUUCCAGAGACCUACCUCCUCAUGCCAUUCUUAGAUGCUGCAUUAUUUUUAACAAGAACCUAGUGCGGGAGAAGGAGGCUCACAUCGAACAGCUGCUGCAGGAGUUUGAAAUGGAACGCGCAGAAAUGGCAAAGAUUACCGUCGAGCGCGAGCAGGUAAGUAUCACAGCAUGCAGUUUUGGUGACAGCGCAACUGUCUGCAUGUAAAUAGGCAGUAAUCCACCACAGAACAAACUCCAUCAGCACUUUGUUCCCCACUGGUUCAUGCAUCAUACGCAAACCCGUCACACCUUACCCACAGCGAGUACGGAACAUGCACUUCUCACGCAAAUAGGACGCGUGUCCUUCGGCUCCUUCUCCAUGUGACCUCUAUGCUACGCUAGCGCGUGCGAGCUCUAAGCAGCCCACCCCUCGUUGUGCGAAAACCUGGUUUGUUGUGUUCGUGUGUGUGUGGCAUGCGCAGACGGGCUGUUUUAACUCUGUCAGUCGCUGACCAAUAUCAGCAUCAGUUGAUAGAGCGUCUUGGACAGGCGGCCGGUGCACGGGGUGGGGAAGAGAGAGAAUAGGACUGGCUCAGAGGACUCGGUCCCCACGGCUGUCGAAAGAGAGAAGACCAGCUAUCCCCCCGCACGAGUUAAUCGCGGUGGUGGCUUGCUCGGAAAUUUGUUUAGAGUGAGGGAGACUUUCGAUGCGUCUACCUCACGCCCUCUUUUCACAACCACCGCUUUGCGAUUACAGGGCAUAGUCCAGACGACCGAAUGUGGGCGUAGAUAUAAUGGCCGGCAAAUCUAAAGGGCCGAUCUAAACGCUUAGCACACCACCCGGCCCCUUGGACGACAAGCACCGUGAGUCAUUAGGGGUAUCUGAGCUUGCACGUGGGCGAGAGUGACAAAAGACCACACUGAGAAGGAGCCACUGCAAUCUGAUCCACAGACCUGAGUAUGAACGAGUUAUCAUUUCAGCUAGCGGUCUUAUAAACCACGGCUGUUUAUGCCUUUUGAUUGUUUCGGGGCGCGCCUAGUUUCUUUUUACUGGGAGAACACUGGACGCUGGAUCGUUCUCACUCCCUCUUCUUUUUAAAACUCACCAGUAGUUCGUUCAUGUCAAGCUGAGUGAACAUGAGAUUGAGCGCAGUGGCUGGCAUGACCUGGUGUCUCCUUACAACGCGUGCCAGACAGGCAUUCCGAUCCUGCAUGAGUUAAACGGUACCAUAAAGGUCACCUAAGGAAGCUGCCAGUGCGGCAUGACCACCUUGUCUCAUCAUCCCCCAACCCACAAAUCGCGACCUAUAACGCGUCGUAAUUGUUUCAAGUGCGUAAGAUUCAUAAUCGUCGGGGAAUGUGCUAGAUUUCCAGUGUUGAUUUCACUCCCUAUUCGAUGUCUCGUGCGCCCCGUGUCCCGUCCGAACAUUUCGGCCGAUCGGUAAGGACCGCAGACGGAGUGACGGACUUGGCUGGGCGUCUCCGCGUCUAACUUUCCGCGCGCGUGCGCAGUCAUGCGUAACGUUUCACCGGGCACUACCUACAUUGGGAAGCAUCACUGGUGUGUGAAGAAUGGAUGGUGGUGAUGUGAGCGGAAAGGUUCAUGCAGUGAUUGUGUGUGAAAAGUAUGAGCAAAGGGGAUGCGUGAUGUUUCAGUGAUCUUUGUUGUGUGCUUGUGCAUAUGACUGAGUAGGUCAGUACGGUGAUUAGAAGUGCCGGCACACAUGCUUGUGUCCUUUGGACGUUGGCUGGAGCACCCGGCACUGGUUUAGUAAUCGUGCUGAGGUGGCUUGACAAGUGUCCACCCUGGCCGAUGAGUGAGUGUGAUGUGCGAGCACCGUGGAAAGAAGUUAGCACUGUGUCUACACUUUUGGUGAUUGCCAUCCGUGUCUUGUGAUGUUCCCACUUUGCUGACUACGCAGGUGUUCGGCAAGAGCGGAUGAAGACGGGGAAACCGUGUGAGAGUGCUUUCUUCGGUAACGGUGCGUUGGCCGUGUUGACAUUGUGCCGAAUCUGGAGGUGUCCAUAGAGACCAAAUUGGAUUUAGAGCAGCCAUUGACGUUGUCGUUUUGGCCUCCUCUGCUUGGUUCUCCAGUUUCUCUGACCAUUAGACAUGCCUGUCAGUCCUCUACAGUUGUUUCGCAUGUCUUCUGGUUAAUUUGGGGGAAGUUGGGGAGAGAUGUGUUUGUGUUGCUGAUGCGUCGUGCUCGUCCACUUUGCCCAGUCCAUAACGGGAUGGACGGCCUUUAUGACAUAAACGACUGUGGUGUUGAUUUUAACUUCUUAACAUACUUCCAGCAUUUGCCUGGUUGCGAAGAUCAUGUAAGUGGUUCCGUUUUUUGUAAUGCAUAUCGACUCUGGGAAGAAGUCAUUGCUGCAGGCGAUUAAGCAGUACUCGGACGAGGAUCUUCUCUGUGGCGGUGGAAGGUCGACGGAAAAUUGUCGCAGGUCUGCUGGCUUACUUUGCAGUUAUGUAAAAAAAAUAAUGCUUAUCAUAAUGACAUCUUGUAUUAUGUCUACUUGUUGUUCUAUCUGGGACGAUUUGGUAAACUUGUUCACGUCUUAGUGGCAUUAGUGGUACGAGUAGCGUCAGUAUAAUAAUUAUUACUAUUAUUGCUAUUACUAGUAGUUCAAAUCAUGGUGUAAUUUAUAAGCCUGGCAAUAGUGCGCUUGGAUGUACUAGUCAUCAGGCACUGUAGGAAAUGGCUGUAUGUUUUCCUAUGGAGUAUAAUGCUUGCUUUUUUAUCUUUUUUAAUGUCAUCAGGUUGAAACCGAAGUUGUUAAUCAGCGUUCGCUGAUUAGUCAGCUAACAGCACAAAUCGAACAACUCCAGAUGACUGUGAAUCAAAUGUCCGAGGAGAACAACAAACUGAAGCUGCGCGUUCACGAAGAAGUCAAGUAAUCAAUUUCUCCUACUUAAUUCCUCUUUCCAUGACAUCCUUUCUCACAAAGCAGAAGACCCAUAAAUCAACAAGUCGCCGCUUGCAAGUUUUUUUUAUAGGCAUUUUGUAACUCGAUUUUUUGCGAACGAAAAGUCACUGUCGGAUCGGACCAGUGAGUGGUUACGUAUAGUGCAAUCGUUAAACAUCCAGACGCGGUUGGGUGCCCACCUGGCAAAUCAGCUAUAUAGAAAGGGAUCAUAAAUUAAGGCGUGGCACAUGACUUGUACUUGGUACGGCUGCGAUCAUGUCUGAUCUAGCCGGCCUCGAUGACGUCACGAACUGUACUCCACGCGUGAAGAUCCGCAGCAGCAGAUCUAGACAGUUCAACCCGUCUCUUCGCCAACGACGGAGACCAAAUACCGAGGGCUCGAGAACCACUUCCAAGUCAUGAUGGACUGUGUCGAGCUAGGUUUUGAGCUGAUCCCCUCUUCGACGCCUCCAGGCUGCUAACGGUGCCGGGUCGAGGAUAGCAACACUGAGCCUGUGAGGUGGACGACGAAGAGCGCGUCCAAACCACCUCAGUCAUCUUUUUGUAGGGCCUGAGAUCUCUUCGUGAUGUCGCGGCGAUUGCGCACCGUCUCAUUCAAAACGAAGUCGGUGUACUUAACUUGGAGGAUGUUUCUCAAGCAAUGCUGGUCAAAUACCUCCAGUUUUCCCUCAUCAUCCACGUACACAACCCAGUAUUCACAACCGCAGAGAAGUACCGACCGGGCGGAUGCGCGGUAUACGCGAAUCUUCGUGGCGAUGGAGAUGUCGCGUCGGGUUCAUAAACACUUUCAGGGGCUUAAGAAAACCCGCUGGACAGCACCGAUUGUAGAGUCUACGGCGUCCUUAUUCUGCCCAUUCGACAACAGCCUCGCCCGAGGUAUUUAAAACUGCCUACUUCAUGCUGACAACCAUCAAUCCCGAGAGGGGCCUUCUCCUGGCCAAGGAUGCAGCUUCGAAACACUGGUCUUCCCAGCGUCUAUUGGAUAAAACGACGGAUUUAGGGACAUCAUCCGUGACGCCAUAGACUGUAGAUCGCCAAAACUUGAAGCUAGUAAAGCGAUACAAUCAGUAUAGUCGAGGUCUGUCAGCUGGCAGCUGAGUAUAAAUUCAACACCGUCAACUUAGUGUAGGUCGUUCCCGAGAAUUCAAUCAAUGGCGCAGUUGAAGAGAUUGGGCAACAGGAUAGAACCUUGCCGAACGCAAGAUCAAAUGUCGAAUGGCUGGGAGAGAUUGCUAUGGACUAGAACUCGCGCAGUGGUUGUGCGAUUUUAGGCCUUGAUCAUUCCGAUUUAGUUUUAGUCUUAGUACUGCCCCACCAUUGUUUGAGUUCUAGCCCUUAACAACUUUGCAAAACUUUGCCACAUUAGGCUGAAAGUUCGACGGGAAUGUAUAUUGUCUUGCUCCUGUUUAAAUGCACUAUUGGCUCCAUUGUCACACUGCUAUACAUGGCCUUGUAGAAUGCCGGGCUGCUAAACUUUAUUACAUUGACGCUAAAAAUUAAAACCUACAGAAGGUAGUGCUGCAGGUGAUUGACCUACCCAGCUCGGUUGGUUUUUCCAUCGACCCAGCAAAGAGAAACGUUUUUGCCGGACUAUAUACGGUAGGGGGCACUCCCUGCCAUUAAUGCCUGUCAGCCUAAAAAAGAUUGACAAUCAAGGUUGUUAACUGAGCUGUGACCAUUUCUAUCAGAUGAAUGACCUCUAACUCAUCUUCACUCUAAUUUAUGUUACUCCAAGGGUUCCUCCAAGCCCUCAACUGCGUUUUUAUAUCCAUCGCAAUAUCAAUCUCACAAGGGUUCGCAUGUAUCGAACGUCUGUUCUGUCAGCCCACUGCGGUUGUAUGUGCUAGGAUGUUCCUUUUCAAUAAAAACGGAAUGGCUGGUUUGAAAUCGACCGUUGCCCGCAAACUAUCCCCUAAUGAAGUCUGUGUAUUUCUUGAAUUAGUCUGCACUAACUGCUUCAACGUUGUCAGGAUAUCCCAGUUCAUCAGCGGAGGAUGACUGAGUUAAAACUCGUUUUUAGCUGUCCGUCCCAUGCGUUCAAACGGCAGCUUACCGACAGGCGACGAUUACAAUGCAAGUUGUUCCUGGAACUGGGGUCUUGGGUCUCCGAAAUUAAACAAGAGGGCGAGUCGAGCCCAAGGAAUCCACUUUGGUGGAUUUUCGCUCAUGGAGCUGAACACUACGCACCAUCACUGAGGCCGGCUAGAUCGUAAAUGAUUACAACCUAGAUGAGCUUCAUUGCCCAUCUCGCCUCUACAUGUAGAACACAUUGAGUAGCCACUUUACUCGCCUGGUCAUCUGCGGCGUUACAGUCGUGAGAUGGGGUCUUUCGUUCGAUUUUUAUGCCAUACAUCCCCUCACCGAGUCCAUAAAAUUGAGAGUUGCAGUAUAAACCGAAACCUAAAAACGGUUAACCGAACUCCGCUAGUGUUGUUUCAGGCCGUCAUGAAUUAUAUUCGACUAUCUAACAUUGUUGGGGGUUCGUCUAUUGUGAACCUGUCUCGUAAAACUGAAAUUCCGUUCCAACGUCGUUGCGGGGUGUAAAAUGACUUUCGAGGAGCCAGUUAACAACUACAGACGAGGAAGAGCGUGCAUGCUAACGGUGCUGAUUUUGAUCGAGCAUCAAAGUGGUAGCCCAUGCUGCCGAGUCUAAUCGCGAGUUCGAUUUCUGCUCGGUCGAGAUUUCGGACCAAAAUGGCAAGGGGCCAGGCCGUGAGACGCCCUCCGAACCACCCACCACGCUUAGCUGUAUAUGGCUUAGGUGGGUUUGGGCGACAGGCUUGAAAACGACCGAAAUCGUGGGCGAGUCUAGCACAACGUGCUCUUUCCUCGUUGGUGCGGUCGCGCCGCCGACAUCGAAAGCAGGGGAAACUCCAUAACCGAGCUGGGGGUGAUGAUUCAGGGAGGACCCGCGGCUGGCGUCAACAAUGACUGUCAACGCGGCAAGUGCUGUGACGCGCACACCCACUGAAAUUUAUACUACUGAUUGCGCGUUCAGACCGUCGGUGUCUGACGCUCGACAAGCGAACCUGCUCCCCAAACGUCAACUCCCAAGUUACCGUUUGCCGAUGACCGUCACUUCUUUCACUUUGGCAAUCGGAAAUGGCCUUCGACUACUAUCACUACUGACGUUUAUGAGUAAUGUCUUCAAGUCGCCUUUUAAACAUCGGUAUAUCGGUAUUCUAAGCGGAGCCUUUCUACCUGCAUGUACCAUUUUUUCCGAGAAGACCCGGAUUUGUACCAAAAAUGAACCCAAAAAGACAGGGCAAAGACAAAUGUACCCCGCAGCAGUCACAAAGUACUAUGCUGACUACUAAUUACUAUUCAAAGCGUUUUCAUGAGAAAAAUAUAGUUCACUCCUGGCACUCUGCGCUUGUUGUGGGUUGUCUGAACAGAAGACCCGGUGUUCACUCCGCGCUCUAGCUCAAGGGUGAUUCUUCUUCGCUUUUCGCAAGUUUAGGACAUCCACUCGAUUCAGUUGUUGAACACUGUCUGAGAUUUUUCAUGGCAAGAAUUGAAGGUGUAAACCUACUGAGAUCCAAUGGGAUACCUGAAAUACCGGAAGGAUGUGAAUGUUAGGUGUAUCGAUAGGGAAGAUUGACUCAUCAGUUAACGUAGUCUGCGUAAGGCAUUGGGAUAACCCGCAUUUCUGUCACAUGUUUGAUUUAUUACUCCAACGAGGCACCGGAUCAGACCGCGAAGUUAGAUAAAUGCUAUUAAAGGGACGUGUAAACAAACAGAAAACAGUUCAUCCAAGGUUAUUGGUUGAAGAAGGCCGGACGGUAUGCGGCUGACAAACCUAACCGCCUAACCCCAAAUCCAUCCCUUCUUUUUAAACUAACCCGAACCUUAACCUUUACCCUAAAUCCAACCGCUACCUUAAGCUCAGCCAGAAACGUAGUUCUUAUAUAACACGCCUACCUAAAUCAAUGGGACAGACGGGUUAUAGUAAUAAAGGCGCAGGAUUACAUUUUUAAUCAUUUCAUUUUUCAUUGUUGAUUUGUUUGACGUAAACAAGUACAGAUGCCGGCUUUGAUGAUGGACCGCGUGGGUCUUAUAUUCUUGAAGGAAGCCAUUAAUUCCACACCUAAAUAGAACACUAGUUGGAAUAUCUGCAGGCCAGAGUUUGAAUUGAGGUAGUCAACAAAGUUGUGUCUGUGAGUGGACUUAAUUAAUCAAAUUAAGUAAGUUCGAGCUAAGGUGUCCUGCAUUCAUAUUUAUUAAGUUCCUGCUGAUUUUCUAUAAACUUUAGACUAGUUGCGGCUACAAGCACUACAGUAGGUGGGCUAACUCAUGAAAUGUCAACCGAAAUUCCGAAGUGCGUUUUCGUUUCAAAAGGAUUAAUUAAGUAGGGUUGUUAAACUAGUCAGUCUGCAAAAGAAUUCUAUAUUAUUUCAGUCACCUCAGGAUACCGGUUUUCGAAUGAACUUCCUUCCAGCUGCAUACAAAAACUACAUUCUGUAAAAAAAUGACUGCAUAAGUUGCAUUAAUUUUUGUCAUUGAUUUUCGAUGCCUCUAAAUGUCCAAUUAUAUUUCAUCGAAAACAUGGAUAAAAAUAUUCAUUCUUUUGCUCAUUCGGUAGAUAAUUGCGUCUUCUAAUUUUGUACUCAAAGGAGGGGCAUAACUAGGUUUUAAGAAAGUUUCCAAUUGUGGGACUUUUAAAUACCGUGAAAUGGCCGUUCAUAAAUCGUCAUGUCUCCGCAUUUACCAAUGUGGCUUGUAAAGGUAACAAUAGGGAUCUAAUCCGCUGCUAAAUUUUAUGAACCCUAUAUGGUCCUCCUUUAUUACCGUAGAGAAAUGUGUGGUUUUCCGUACGCGGAAAUUAUACGGCUUGUAGUUUGGAAACCCUCAAUCGAAGUUUAACGGUAGAGCGGGUUCAAAAUUAUUCGGGAAUUGGAAAAGGUUUUGGAAACCGAAUUAUGCCCUUCCUUCGAGUGUAAGAUUAGAAGAAGACGUAAUUGUCUACCGAAUGAGCAAAAGAAUGAAUAUUUUUAUGCAUGUUUUCCAUGAAAUAUAAGUAGACAUGUAGGAGCAUCGAAAAUCAAUGACAAAAAUUCAUGCAACGUAUGUAGUCAUUUUUUACAGAGUGUAGUUUUUGCAUGCAGCCGAAAGGAAGUUCAUUCGAAAGCCGGCAUCGUGGGGUAACUGAAAUAUUAUAGAAUUCUUUUGCUGACUGACUAGUUUAACAACCCUACUUAAUUAAUCUUUUCGAAACGAAAACGCAUUUCGGAAUUUAGGUUGACAUUUCAUGAGUUAACCCACCUACUGUAUCUCUGCACGGUCUUUGUAAACCAAUUUUUGUGAGCUGCAGCCCUUCCCUUCUUUCAUCCUCUACCUUAGUCUGUCCUUUCUCUAUUCCGCGAUUGUCCUCCGUUCUUUCAUCCUGUACAUGCUUUGACCUCCAUUUCAGAAGGGCUGAGGAGCUUCAGUUUCGCUUGGAGGAGGAAAAUAUCGACAAGGCGACUCUCGAGGCUCAAAAGGCUGACACGGAUGAACGCAUCUUCGAACUCGAAGAGGCGUUGGCGGCGGCAAAAGAAACAAAUGAGCGCAUGGAGGAGGAACUGCAGAAGUUCCGAUCCUCAUUGCCGACCGACGCCCUCAAUGAGGGUUCGGCUUCGCAGCCCGUUGUAGGUCCCGCUGGCGACGCCGUACCUGGGAGUGGGGAGGUUGAAAGUGACGCCAGGGUCAGGGAGGCAAUCGCCCGCGCUGAUGCGCUCGAGGAAAGACUGCAGGCUCUGCAGAAACAAAUGGAUGUACGUGUUAGCCGCGCAUUUCGCGUGUCUUUUGUGGCCUUGAUCUUCUCUGUCCUGGUCUAGCUUUCGGCAGCAAGGUCGUCUGUAAUACUUUUCCCCCCGCCGCAGUAUGCAAUUGACAUUUAUUGCGAGAAGAGAUGGAUUAAUAACACGGGAGUGAACUUUGGUUCGCAGGUGGUUGAAAAGAAGGUUAGCAGUGCGCCUUUGGUAUUGAAGAAAAUCAACAGUCUACCUAGGUAUAAAACACUUAAGAAGUGGUUACAGUUGACAUGUACUACUACUACUACUACUACUACUACUACUACUACUACUACUACUACUACUAAUACUAAUACUACUACGAGGCGAGAUGGAUAUAAACGUUAUCUUCGCACAAGAACCCCAUGGCUUAAAUCCGUGUGGCUUCAACGACUACAUAGGCGUGCCCUUGUAUGCGAACAUAAGCAAUUUAACUAUUCCCUAUUUCAUUUGUCCCAAUUCGUAAGAAGUCGGCGGCGUCGGUGGAAUUCGAACCCACGCCAGCAAGGACAACGAUCGAGUACAAACAGCGCCGGAUAUCCUAAUGUGAUUAAACUCACGACUCCUUGUCGGGACGUCGUAGCUCAGGUGGCAAGAGCGUUGGCUGUUCUCAGGCGUUGCCCUUGCUGUCGUGGUUUCGGAUCCCAUCGAGAUCGCCGAGGUUAUCACAUUUGAAUCAAACAAACUAUUCAAAUUUGUCGAAACACUUGUUUAUUAUUUUUAAAUAACCAAACAGUACCGAGUACACAUGGGUUUUCUUUCGUCACGCCAGUUGCGGCGAGCCUAUUCUGUUCGUUUUUUAACUGUAUCACUAUGACAAAUUGCAAUCAGCAUCAUGGACCCCGAGACACAUUAUCGAAAAGCAUUAGAAACGGAGACUAACGAGGUUGGAAUGGCCAUUUCUGGCGUUUUUGGCUAGCCAUUCGCCACGUGAGGGUCGCCAAGGCCUGCAGUUUCAGUCCAGGUCUAGCUGGAUAGUGAUUAAGCCACUGGUUCAGCUGAGACAAAGCUCAGCUCUCUGGUUUCAACAGCCCAUUUUAGCAUACGACGAGGCAACGACAGAAAAUAGACCAGAAAUGACCAUUCCGGCCCCUGUAUCUUUAUUUCUUCAAUUUUCGUCGAUUGUUGAUUGCCCGUAACAAUGUCACUUCCUGCGAGCGCCCGGGACUUGAGUCUCUAAGCAAAGGCGAAAUCCUGGUACUCCGUCCUAAAAUCAAGUCGGAUCAUAGAAUGCCGCCCACACUUUCUAUAUCCUUUUCCACUUGUUUUAUCCCUAGUCAUCAAUCAUGCUAUGUGAUGGGAAAGGCAACCCAGCGACCAAUAACAUGGAGGAAUAUUGUCCAGUUUCUAGAAUGUUCAGACCUCAACGCCUUUAUAUUCUGUAGGACAAAUCAAAUGUAUUAGGGGGACUUAAACGGUAAUCCAAUGUAAUUUUUUGUGUAUCCCACUUAGUUGCUGUCGCCCUCUGGGCAGGACUUUGGCAGUUGAGCGAUAGAGAGUAGGAGUUUAUGAGCUGUUGCCAACCAGCGUACUGCCACACAAACGGUUCAUAUUUACGCACUGAACCGAGUUCCAUGUACAGAGCUUCAUCGAAUUGAAGAAGUGUCAUCAACUACCCCCACCCACACUGUUUGACCCGCUGAUCUAGGCGGCUGCCGUGGUGUGGCCGCCGAUUGGAGCACAGUUUCGUGGAGUCAGCAUUUGUUGAAGGCUGUUCCAUAAUUCACCUUCAGACACUCCCGAAAGCACGCAAUUGGAGUUCUGCGUUGUGCAAACAGAUGCUUUCUUUGAGAAGGGACAUGUAUAUUACGGACUUUCCGGUUUGCCAACCAUCAUUUCUUUUCCGGUGCUCGCGUUCGUAAAUUUUUGUCAGGUUGGAUUCACGGCUAAAAGACGGAUCGUGCACUUUGGUGGCAUCAUUGAAUUCUACCUUAUUUGCAACUGUGUCCCUGUUCAUUACUAAUUCAGGCAGCUGGUAUGCCCUCCUUUCACAACCGCACGAGAUUUAAACGGAAACUGACUACACAAACCAGUUUGCAUAAAUGGCUUGGAGAGAACAUCAGAACAAGUAGUACAUUCCAAUAAUUGACGCCUGGAGAAACGCUCAAGUGGCGUCACUACUGCUUGAUCACAAAUUUCUGGAAUAUGUAUUGAUAAAAAGUAUUGAAAUAAUGGAUAAAAUAAGUAUGGCUAAAUGGAUAAGGCCCACCAGUCCGUACGCUAUUUCUUUUUUUGCGUGAAGAGGAUCACUUUUGUCCGCUGUUCUUCCGCAGGGUGACUUUUUGCUAUGUCGGCCGUAUUGUCCACUUACCCAGUGAACAAAGAUAAGCCUGCAAGCAAGCCUGCCCCUUUCAGCUGAAGCUUUAUUUUGUCUCAAGAAAGUUUGGGUUGUUAUUGCAGCCAAUUUAAUUUGUCACUGCGAGUCUGUGCCACUAAAGUACCUAACUAGUGUCCUGGUGGCCAGCGAACCACCAAUUCAGUCAGUUUUCUGACUGAUCAGAUUGCUUCAAAUUGUCGCUAUUUCAUUCUGCAUCUUUUUGGCGAGGUUUUGCAUUUGUCUCCAUAAUGAUGUCGUUCGGUGGGUCUAAAUGCAAAUUAUUCCGACCGCAGAGUAAGUGAGAACUCAAGUGUAACAGUGGCGACAAUAGGGUGUGAAAUAUCUACGAUCUCUGUUCAAAGCCAAUAGCCAUCCAAGGUGCUUCACAAGUAAGUGCCUGGAGAAGCCUAUGCAUGAGUGGUCCAACGCUGAAAAAGCGAAAAUCUUCCUUGUAAUCCUCUAUUUGAAGAAACAUUUUGAGGUCGCAAUAAGAAUUCUAAAGCCCUUUAUGAUAGGCGUGACCCAUAAACAAGAAUUUACCACCAUACAGUAAAUAAUGAGGUCGAAAGACCCAGAUUGAAAACGUAUCUAUGUGUCAGAGGGCGCUCGCCGAUCGCGUUGCAUGACCUGAUCGUCCCGUUGUGCUUUGGGGCUGGAUCUAGAGCCCUGCAGGCAAUGUCCUAGCCACUGACAAUGUAGAUCGAGGGAGAUUACCGAAAAAGACAUGGGAGACUGGAAGGACCAUUUGUGGCUUAUUAGCUGUCAUCAGCGAAUCAUACCAAACCCCAGGCUUAGAACACCUGAGGCUCGAUCUCGCGCUUUUUUAGUGUCAUGGUGGAUGCAUUCAGACGAGUUUCACAUUCCUUAGUGAUUUUUCGUUGCCUUAGGCAUGUUUCAUAAGUCAGGCGCGGCGAUUUCUGAAACCAGUUGUUCACUGUCCCGACGUUUCGAACUCUCACACGAGUUCUUCCUCAGGGAAGCGAGGAAAGUACAAUCCAUUGCCUAUUUAACCCACCUCGGCCGGGAAUAAUCUUUUAUCGUGCCGUCGAGCCGUUCACGCAGCUCCUCGUAAGCUGUACGCCGAUGGGAUUACUGUUAUCCAGCCAGGUUGCUGAGGCAAUGUUGCAGCGACUAAAGGUGCUGAUUUUCGGUCAUUAUCGACGACGGUUGUGGAUAUGGUAUGUUAUUGGCACAUUUGUCAUCACUCGGGACAGGAUUUAAGGAAUGCGUGCAACAUCCACACUCGUUUUCUUGGACAUUUAGUUGAAGAUGGAGAUGGACAAAGACUGCUAGGUUCCUAGGUGUUACGGCAGAUUUCAAAUAAUUCAUUUUGACCCAAUUGUCAAAAACUCGGCGCCCCGGUAGCAUUCGAACCCCCGACAGCAAGGGGAAGGCUUUAGUACAGCCAACGCCCUAGCCACCUGAGCUACGAGGCCCCACCGUUUCUAGGCUUACUUUUACUUGAGGCAAUGAGAAAUUUAAAACAACUAGUUGCAGGAGCGUGGCAAAUACCGCUCUUAUUCUACGUUCCCAUAGCAACUGCUUAGGAGUACUUUACCGACGUAUAUAAACACACUGUACUGACCGAAACGCCAAGAACGCCGGUGUUCAGUUUCCGUCGAAAUUUUUUACAGCUACAGGACACCCUGACACUUUUGUCGACAGGCGUGGACGAGAAUCCGGAAGAGACUCCAGAGAGCGACCAAAACCGAAGUGUUGGCGCCCUCUGCCGUAUAUAGAUUGUGUGUUCAAAGAAUUCGCUAGAUUGAUGAGCAAAAUUGGGAUCGCUCACAGUUCGGAAGCGACAAUUCGCCGCUGGCUCAUAUACCUUAAAGACCAAUUAUCCAUCAAUCAGACAUCUGGCGUGGUGGUUAAGCUAAUUAUUUUGGUGAAACCCCUAAACAGGUCCGUAUGAGGUUGCACGAGUACAAGGUCUUUGCGAGGCAGGAAGAUAAACUUUCCUUAUUAGCUGCCUACUUGUCCGCGCCAGGGCAGUACUUUUCCCUGGAGUGCUUGAGAAUUUUAGAUCACUUGCAUGACCGAGCCUCGUGUCUACUCCAGGAGGCAUGGCACCCGACCGAAGUUUCGAUUAAUAGGCUAUCGAUUUGUCAGCCGCUUAGCUGGCGCUCCGUGAAGGAAUCAGUGGCACGGCUAAGGGUUAUUUCGGGCGGACGUAGGUUAAAUAUACAGUGAGUGGUACCUUCCGUCAUCUGUUGAUGGUGGUCCGGUGUGGGAGUUUAAAUCGUCGGAACAAUAAAUAAAUGGCCCCAGAAAUCAACGUCCUCAUUUUCUUUUUCUUGCUUCUCCUUCUUCUUCUUCUUCUUCUUCUUCUUCUUCUUCUUCUUCUUCUUCUUCUUCCCCUUAUUCUUCUCCCUCUGCUUUUUCUUCCUCUUUUUUCUCCCUUUUACAGGAAGAGGAACUUACAGAGGUGUUGUUUUGAUUCUGUUUUUAAUCCUGAAGCACAUGCAAGACCAUUGAUCUAUGUUGACUAUGCGUCUAGGAUUAAGUACUUGCAAAUGUGACUUAUAGAGGCGUAGUUUCCCGCAAAGGAAGCACAAGCAUACACAGUAGAUGGGCUAUCUCGUAAAAUGUUGACCGAGAUUCUGAAAUGUGCGUUCGAUUCGAAAUGAUUACUCAAGCAAACUGUAAUAUUAAUUGUUUUAUAGCAUAGUACUAAUAUAUUUCAUUCACAUCAGGGUGCCGGCUUUUGAAUCAGCUUGGUUUCGGUCGUCUGGAAAAAACUGAACUCUGUAAAGGAUAUUCAAUUAAGUACUAUAAAAAUUUCCCAUCCAUUUUCGGUGUCUUUAUAGAUUUAGUCAUGCUAUAUAGAAGACGCACGCAAAAGUAUUCUUUCAUGUGCUCAUUUGGUAACAAAUUAUGUCUUUACAUUCUAUACUCAGUGAAAGGGUAUAUUGCGGUUUUUAAGAAGUUUUUCGAUUCCCGAGUGAUUUUUUGUCUCACCUGCCUUCACACUGACAUUUAGCUUUUCCAAGCUACAUUCUGUCAAAAGAAUAUUACAAUGUUCUCUACGCUGUUAGGAAGACACCAUAUAGCACUCAUGACAUUGUGCAAUGGACGUGAACCGGGCUGUAUACUUAACAGUUUCCAUUAAUGGACGCGAUGCUGCAUGAAUGGACAUUUCGCGGCCUUGGACAAUCUCACGAUUAGAAACUUUUUUAAACCCGAAAGGUUCCCUUUCUUUGAGUAAAAAGUGUAAAGCAGACGUAGUUUGCUACCAAGUGAGUAUGAGGAAGCAUAUUUUGUGCGCAUUUUCUGUAAAAUAUAAUUGAAUUAUUCGGGCAUCGAAAUCGAUGGAAUAUUUUAGUACCACUAAGGAGUCAUUUUUUACAGAGCUGGGUUUUUUUCAGACAACCGAAAAGAAGUUCAUCCAAAACCCACCAUCCUGAUGUGACUGAAGUAUUUUGGGGAUUUUGCUGCGCGCCAAUUAAUAUUAUAGCUCUACAUGGGUAAUAUUAUCGAAUCGAAAGUACAUUUCAAAGUUUCGCCUAACUUUUCAUAGGAUAUCACAUCUACGGCAUGCCUUGUUUUUUUUAGCAAGGAUAGUUGCCUUUAUAUACACAUAGGGAAAUCCACGACUUUUGCUACUUUCCAAAGUGAGACCGUCGUAGUUGGUCAAACUAUUUUUUGAGAGAGUGCCGGAAUGAUGUGACUUUCCUUGUUCAUCAUUUCUACUUAUCUACGUAAUUAAUAUUAUGCAUUUGAAGACAUAUUGAGGAUUCGGACCACUGUUUCAUCUGCCUCUGUGUAAGCUAAACACAAACGAUCUGCAUUACUUGGUUAGGGUCGUCAUCAUUCACUUCCAUUUUGAGUUCGAUUUCCAAUGAUGUGUGCAAAUGUAGAUAAAGCUUCAACGUUGACCAUCAAAUCUUAAGGGCUUUAGAGCGCAACUCUUAGAUUCCCCUACUUUAUUGGGCACGGGAUCACUUCAGUCUGAUAGGCGCCACAGAGCAAACUAUCUUCAGAUAGUCGGCAAAGUGAAAAGGCGGCCACCUACCUGGUCGCAAUACGACCCUGUAAAAACGUCAGGGAUGCACGGGCAAAAUUCAGCAAAGACAGAAACACAAGGUGCUUCAAACUUAUUUACUUCUUUUUCGGCCGCCUUUUCUGCCAUACCCCAAAAUUACUAAGGAAAGAGAUUAGAAAACCUGAAACAACCGCCAUCCCCGUCUUACGUUGCGUUGCCGGUCUAUCUCUGCCAUCCUCUUAGCUCUUUCUACAUGUCAUUAUGCUGUUCUUUUCUGCUUCCUAAUGGGGCAGACGUAACUGGGUUACGACCGACAAAAAAUCGCUAUCACCACUGGGUUAUGCCUGCAGUCUAGCUUUUCUCGCGAAGCGAUAUACCAUCUACCGCACAUCUAGACUGUUUUUACUUUUUUUGCCCCAUUCUAUUACCUAACUCUAGACGGUUUUGUAUCACAUCGUGUUAAACACCGCACUCCAUUGCCCCUGCAUAGCACUCCGCUCUGGUACUUUCAUUCCCUCCUUUAUUUUGCAUACUCCAUCGCUGAGGGCUCUGGCAUUAAGGUGAAGCAUUGUCGGUUCUCCUAGUCAUACGGUUUCAUUGUUGCGAUUUUGCAGGGUGGUAAUUGGGCGACUCGUCUCUUCCGCAGGUGA
Spirometra erinaceieuropaei is the source of this 18218-nucleotide messenger RNA. The record is from the annotation of a GenBank genome assembly. NCBI's taxonomy places the organism in Eukaryota, Metazoa, Platyhelminthes, Cestoda, Diphyllobothriidea, Diphyllobothriidae.